Engraulis encrasicolus (European anchovy) is the source of this 1051-nucleotide messenger RNA. RefSeq names its product zinc finger and SCAN domain-containing protein 29-like. The transcript has 3 exons. The record is from RefSeq and is a predicted model, not a curated record. The coding region runs from base 256 to 1026 and encodes 256 amino acids. Lineage: Eukaryota; Metazoa; Chordata; Actinopteri; Clupeiformes; Engraulidae.
CGUGGUUACAUGCACAUUAAUAAUUCGAUUAAAAUCGCAUUAUUGCAUUACUCCGUUUAAAGAAAUGUCAUGUAACUCGAAUAAUUCGAUUAGAAUCAGAUUUUAAGAAAUCCGAUUAGACGACGUGGAUUAUCUGAUUUGGGUCCGAUCGGAUUUGUCAUGUAACAGAAUACUCCGAUUUUAACUGGAGUAUUCCAUCCCUCGCGCUGUUUUAAUCAACUGAUAAACUAGAUAGCACCUCGGUAACAACAUAAAAUGGCGAACAAAAAAGUCCACUUUUGGACAGAGGAGGAGACCCGUUGUCUAAUUCACACAUUGAAAGACAACCAGAUUUUAAAAUACAUGGAUGGGCGAACGACAAGAAAUGGCGAAUUAUUUAAAAAGGUUGCCGGCGAGUUGGCCAAGGCCAAGUUUUGUCUAUCAGCUGAGCAAGUCAGAAUCCGGUGGAAGGCAUUGAAGACCACUUACUACAAAGCGAAACGUAACAAUAAUGUAAGCGGACACGCCCCCCAAUUUUCCCCUUUUUAUGAAGAGCUGGACGAACUUCUAGGAAAGAGGCCACUGUCAAACGUGGAGGGAUCCGGGGUGGAUAUCGGCUUUGAAUCGCUGGGCAGCCAAGAACGAUCAAUCGACCCAGACACAGAAGAGGAUGUGGACGUAGGCCUAGAAGUGGAGGUUGAGGAAGAUGAAGAGGAUGAAGAAGAUGUGGGCACUGUGGACCAGGACCGAGACAAUCCCUCAAGUCUGGGCCAAGCAACAGUGGCAGGGAAGCGAGGGAGGAAAUCUGCGUGGGAGCAGCAGCAAAUCUUCCUCCAGGAGCAGGAGCGCAGACAAAUGGACGUUCUUCGUCAACUGGCGAGGGAGUCUGCUGAGCGCCAGGAGCGGUUGGUGGGAGGCAUCCUGGACAGCAAUGCCAGGAUGAUGGCCAUGCUACUGGAGAGUCUCCAGACCCUCCAACAACCUGCACCGGCACCAGCACCUUUGCCCCACUUCUACCCUGGCUACUACCCCCCUGAGAGAUCAUAAAUAAAAUACUGUAGUAUAAACUUCA